AUGCUGCUCCCCCGCCUUUAUAGAUCCUUCUCCUCCGGGCUCGCGUCCUUGUUCUCGUCUUCCCCUCCCGACCCAGUAAGCAUCCCCACAUCUAUUUCCAGUACGGCCGCUCCAUCUUCAUCCAAACCAUCUGUACAUCAGCGCAAACUCAUGGCUGCCAAAGACCUUGUUGAGACCGCCGUUUCCGAUAGCACGAUCACCAUCUUCUCCAAGACUUGGUGCCCAUACUGCAAGCGAGCUAAGCAGCUGCUCACGACCAAGUUUCCGAAUGUUCCCACAAAAAUCUUAGAACUAGACGAGCUAGAUGAAGGAAGUGAGAUACAGUCCUAUCUCGCAGAGAAGACCGGUCAGGGGACCGUACCUAGCAUCUUCAUCAACCAGAAGCACGUUGGUGGAUGCGACAACGUUGUGGGUCUCGACUCGCGGGGAGAGCUUGCGAGUCUUGUUGCAGCGUGA
Fibroporia radiculosa is the source of this 456-nucleotide messenger RNA. RefSeq lists its product as uncharacterized. Bases 1 to 456 code for a protein of 151 amino acids. Gene Ontology annotation, biological process: cellular response to oxidative stress. The transcript is spliced from 4 exons. The record is from RefSeq and is a predicted model, not a curated record. Gene Ontology annotation, cellular component: cytoplasm. Lineage: Eukaryota; Fungi; Basidiomycota; Agaricomycetes; Polyporales; Fibroporiaceae. Gene Ontology annotation, molecular function: glutathione disulfide oxidoreductase activity.